AUGGCCAAGCUCAUUUUCUUCCUCGCCGUUCAAAUCCUCAUCCUCGCCGUCGUUUCUUUCGCCGAAGACGACGGUGAAAACUUCGCCAGAACCAUAGAUCGGAAACUCCUCGGUCUCCACAAGAAAGAGAAACUAACCCACUUCAAAGUCUACUGGCACGAUAUCUUAAGCGGUCCAAACCCAACCUCCAUCAUGAUCCAGCCACCGGUUACAAACACUUCCUACUUCGGAGCAAUCUCCAUGAUCGACAACGCUUUGACGGCUAAAGUUCCGAUGAACUCCACGGUUUUGGGCCAGGCACAAGGCUUUUACGCCGGAGCAGCCCAAAAGGAGUUGGGUUUUCUGAUGGCUAUGAAUUUUGCUUUUAAGACAGGGAAGUACAACGGAAGCACGAUCACGAUUCUUGGUCGGAACACCGCGUUGUCGGAGGUCAGAGAAAUGCCGAUCGUUGGAGGUAGUGGGCUUUUCCGAUUUGCUAGAGGCUAUGUUGAGGCUCGAACAAAGUGGAUUAAUCUCAAGAACGGCGAUGCUACUGUUGAGUAUAGUUGUUAUGUAUUGCACUAUUAA
Thlaspi arvense is the source of this 567-nucleotide messenger RNA. The record is from the annotation of a GenBank genome assembly. NCBI's taxonomy places the organism in Eukaryota, Viridiplantae, Streptophyta, Magnoliopsida, Brassicales, Brassicaceae.